AUGGUCCUAGCAGCUACCCGGCGAUUUCUAACUCUCUGCACCUCCCUCUUAGAGACCUGGAAUCUGCCGGUGCUGAAGGGGACGCAGCUUGAGCUCUAUUUAAUCUCUGUUUAUUGUCCAAGCUCGCCCCCCUUUAGUAUCGCUAGCUAG
Molecule: messenger RNA, 150 nt
Organism: Bipolaris victoriae FI3
Lineage: Eukaryota; Fungi; Ascomycota; Dothideomycetes; Pleosporales; Pleosporaceae
Exons: 1
Coding region: 1-150 (49 amino acids)
Source: RefSeq, a predicted model, not a curated record